CGCACAGCAAAAGCUUCACCAACCCGCCUUUUUACCGCAAACAGCUCGCGAUAAUGUCUGGUGUCCAAUACAUUCUUUACGAGGAGCCUACGGGUUAUGCUCUUUUCAAGGUCUCCUUCCCUUCGGACUCGGUCGGUGCCCGGCUGAAGGAGGUCCAGGAGGCAGCCAACGACCUCGCUUUGUUCAGCAAGUUGCUUACUCUCGUCAGUUUCGCGCCUUUCAAGGGCGCUGCUCACGCUUUGGAGAACGCAAACGAUGUCGCUGAGGGCGUCGUCAACGAGCACCUCAAAAACUUCUUGGAGCUCAACAUCCCCAACAGCACAAAGAAGUCCAAGAAAUCAAAGGCUACUCUCGGAGUCUCGGAUUUGAAGCUGGCCAGUGGCAUCAAGGAAACCUUCAAGGGCAUCGAGUGCGAUACCUCCGAGAUCGUCCAGGAUCUUUUGCGCGGAAUUCGUCUUCACGGAGCCAAGAUGCUCAAGCAGCUUCAGGACGGCGAUAUCGAGCGUGCCCAGCUCGGUCUUGGCCAUGCCUACUCCCGCAACAAGGUCCAGUUCAGUGUCCAGAAGAACGACAACCACAUCAUCCAGGCCAUCGCUCUGUUGGAUCAGCUUGACAAGGAUAUCAACACCUUUGCCAUGCGUGUCAGAGAAUGGUACUCGUGGCACUUCCCCGAGCUUUACAAGAUCGUCAGCGACAACUACACCUACUCGAAGCUCAUCCUUUUCAUCAAGGACAAGGUUUCCUUGACCAGCGAGUCUCUCCAUGAUCUUGCUGCUCUGGUUAACGACGACGCCGGUAUUGCUCAGAGCAUCAUCGAUGCCGCCCGUAUCAGUAUGGGCCAGGAUAUCUCUGAGACUGAUAUGGACAACAUCGUCACAUUCGCCGAGAAGGUCGUCAACCUCACCGACUACCGCAAGCAGCUCCACGCCUAUCUGAUUGAAAAGAUGAGCACUGUUGCUCCCAACUUGUCCGAGCUCAUCGGCGAGAUUGUCGGAGCUAGACUUAUUUCACACGCCGGCAGCUUGACCAGCUUGUCAAAGUACCCUGCUUCCACCGUUCAGAUUCUCGGUGCCGAGAAAGCUCUUUUCCGUGCCUUGAAGACCAAGGGUAACACCCCCAAGUACGGUCUCAUCUACCAUUCGUCGUUCAUCGGCAAGGCCGGCCAGAAGAACAAGGGCCGGAUAUCACGAUUCUUGGCCAACAAGUGCUCGAUCGCCAGCCGAAUUGACAGUUUCUCUGACACCCCUUCGACCAAGUUCGGUGCCGUUCUGAAGAGACAGGUCGAGGAGCGUCUGAACUUUUACGAGACCGGCGCGGCUCCCACCAAGAACGCCGACGCCAUGCAGGAGGCUAUCUCUGCUCCUGAUGUCAUGGAGGAGUAAUUGUUUAGACGUCUAUAAGACUCAGUUUUGACGUUUUGCUUUCUUUUUACUGUCAUUUUCUCUCCUGCGUUCCGUUUAUGAUUUUUGUAAUAUAUCACUAUGUACUUUUGAUACAUGCUGGGAUUCUUCGUUGGUUAGUGUACUUGUGGGUUCUUUUUUAAUAAAAAGUUUACAUCAUAAUAAGGAUACGAAAGGUUGGACCACUACUAUUU
Molecule: messenger RNA, 1594 nt
Organism: Myxozyma melibiosi
Lineage: Eukaryota; Fungi; Ascomycota; Lipomycetes; Lipomycetales; Lipomycetaceae
Product: box C/D snoRNP complex component
Exons: 4
Coding region: 54-1382 (442 amino acids)
Cellular component (GO): box C/D methylation guide snoRNP complex; small-subunit processome
Molecular function (GO): snoRNA binding
Source: RefSeq, a predicted model, not a curated record